AUGGGUCUGGUGGAUGGCAUUUCGUUUCUGCGGUACGCCCAGGAAGCGCCGUCUAUAUAUGUCUUGCCUCUCGGCGUAAGAAGGGCGGCUACUACGCUGUUGCGCUGGCCCGAGAUCGGCAGGGCCUCGUUCUCGACGAGUCGGCGAGCGCCAACGGGUUCAUCUCUGCAGCAAAGCAGCGGCUCGGUUGAAGCUCCGCUCGACCUGCAGCGAAGCGACAUGCGCUUCCUAUCCAUCCAUCCAACGCGACUCGCCGAGAAGAUUCCAGGCGUCGGUCCGAACGAGCAGCGGCAAAUCUUUUGCGCUCGAGCCUAUAAUGAGCGCAUUUGGCAUGCGGCCUCGUCCGGACGGCGGAAGGCGGCGAGUCGAGGAUCAACCUUCUGCGAAACACGGGCCGAGCCGAAGCCACACCAUGCAGGACCAGCCACUGCCCUGAGCCACAGCCCUGAUCGAGGCCUCGUCUUUCGAAGCGCCAAAAAAGCAAAGCUGCCGUGGGAAGUUUGCGGACACGAAGAUGUGGGAGCCGGACUGGAGCGGGGACCUUUGACGCCGAGGCUUGGCAUGGAUGCAUGGCCGCCAGCUCUCGGUGGCUAUUUGCCACGGAACCCCUGCACCGGAGCUUACGGCGUGGGCGGCAAGCUGUACUCUGAGACAACUGACGAUCCUUCGCAGCAAGCAACUUGUGUGGAUGCGGCAACGCCCUUCUUGCUCAUCCGCAUCGCAGACUUUGCGCUCUGCUUUGCCUCCAUUCGGACAUUUCCGAACAACGAUUGGCUGGUCUUUGACCGAGCCUAUGCGGUUGCGCUAUCAACCUUUGCAUCACUCGCAAGCUCGGAUCUCCCGGCAGACACGGUAGCAAAGCUUGUCGUUCGUUCGGCCAAGCCGCCGAUCCCAGGGCCGAGCAGCGAUCCACACCGACCGACAUCCCUCUCUACCGCAAAAGGCUAG
Molecule: messenger RNA, 948 nt
Organism: Moesziomyces antarcticus
Lineage: Eukaryota; Fungi; Basidiomycota; Ustilaginomycetes; Ustilaginales; Ustilaginaceae
Exons: 2
Coding region: 1-948 (315 amino acids)
Source: RefSeq, a predicted model, not a curated record